Messenger RNA from Cyprinus carpio (common carp), 2908 nucleotides. RefSeq names its product ran-binding protein 3-like. Gene Ontology annotation, biological process: protein export from nucleus. NCBI's taxonomy places the organism in Eukaryota, Metazoa, Chordata, Actinopteri, Cypriniformes, Cyprinidae. Gene Ontology annotation, cellular component: cytoplasm; nuclear pore. The transcript has 17 exons. The coding region runs from base 76 to 1596 and encodes 506 amino acids. The record is from RefSeq and is a predicted model, not a curated record. Gene Ontology annotation, molecular function: GTPase activator activity.
CCCACGCGGCGCAGUUGUCUCCGCUGUGGCGUCACAGCAGAGCGCAAAGGAUCAUGGUUAGACGGUGGAAGAAAGAUGGCGGAGGUGACAGAUGAGGAGAAACCCGAUGUUGCUCCUCCAGUGUUUGUGUUUCAGAAAGAUAAAGCACAAAAGAGGUCAGCAGAGGGAUCCAGCACAGAGGAUGGAGAGGACUCUGAUAAAGAAGACGGCGGUUACAGUCCUGCUGCCAAAAGAGGAAGAAGAUCACCAUUUACGCAGUUCCCACCAUCUCAUACCGUUUCUAAGAAUAAUGUUUUCAUGCCAUCCAGUUUCUGCCCGUCACCAACCGGAAACUCAGACUCAGAACCUGAGAAGACUGUGGGCUUUCGCCUGAAGCCCCCAACUCUUAUCCAUGGUCAGGCACCGAGCACCGGUGUCCCCAGCCCGAAACCCAAAGAAGCCCAGCGCAGCAUCCUGAGACCUCCAGUGCUGCAGCCCCCUCCGGCCCGAUCCCCACCUCAGAACAACACAAGCAAAAGCAGUUCAAACGGAGCAAAAACACUCUCUGAUGGAGGAGCAGAAUGUGAAGGUAACUCAGAGACGCCUGCUGCUGGCUCACAGGAUAAUGACCCGUCAUUGGUGAAGAACAACAGCACUUUUGAAGACAAAACAGAAGACAAAACUGAAGUUGCCCCAGUAGAGGGCAGUUUUGUGUUUGGACAGAAUAUGAAGGACAGAGCAAAGGUGGUCAACAGCUGUGUCUUAUCCGAGAGUGGCGAUUGUCUUCUGGCUGAAAAUUCAGAAGAAACUAAUUACUUUUUGCAGUAUAUCACUUCCAGUGCACAAAAACCUGAUAUCAGCAAUGCCAACAGCGUGAAGUUUGUCUUUGGGCAGAACAUGUUGGAUCGUGUCAUGGCGCUGCCGAAAUUCAGCACUGAACCUCCAGGGGGCAGCAGAGACCCUCAGCCAGAGAUGGGCCUGUUCAGCCAGAUUUCCUCCUCACAAGAUCAAACUGUGGAGAAGAGUAACACCAUGAAAGAGUCUCUGGAGGAGUCAGCUGCACGACACGAAGCACACAAACCCCAGAAGUGUUUAUUAGAGCGGGUGGAGGUCAGGACAGGAGAGGAGUCUGAGAGCAAUGUGCUGCAGAUGCAGUGUAAGUUGUUUAUGUUUGAGAUGACGUCUCAGUCGUGGGUGGAGAGAGGAUGUGGAGUGCUCAGGCUCAAUGACAUCGCAUCCGAUGAUGACGGCACCUUACAGUCCAGACUGGUCAUGCGGACUCAGGGAAGCCUUCGAGUGAUCCUCAACACUAAGCUUUGGCCUCAGAUGCAAGUGGAUAAAGCCAGUGAGAAGAGUCUCAGAAUAACAGCCAUGGACACAGAGGAGCAGGACGUCAAAGUCUUCCUCAUAUCUUCCAGCUCUAAGGACGCUGCGCAGCUCUUUGCAGCCCUGCACCAUCGUAUCCUGGCACUGCGGAGCAUCAGCGGACAGGAGUCUGACGGCCGUCCAGCCAUCCGCUUCAGUGAUGACGACGAGUCCCGCACGCCCCCCACAUCGGCUACACCUGCUCCAGGUAAUCUGGAGGCAGGUGUGUGUCCAUCCACAGGUGACACAUAGUGGUGAGCCUGCUGCUGAUUUCUAUCCCACAAUGCCUCACUGCAGCCCUUUGAUCCACUCAAAUACUAUGCAGGUGUUUAAUUCUCCAAUAUCCUUCAGGUGUACUGUAGUCUUGUGUUCAGCUGGUUUUAUUUAUUGGAUUUUAACAGCAAAAAAACUCCUCUUCAGGACUGGACACGUAACACUCUUAAUGUCAUCAUAUUGAUGAAAAAGAGAGGCUCUUAGUGUUUUAGUAAACUGUGCUUUUCCAUUCUAAAUGUGUGACUUAACUACUCCAUUUCCUGCUGAGUGGACACAGAGUUAACAGAAACCAAACACAGAUGUUAGUGUGUCCCAUCUCAUCUUCCAUCACGGAUCUGCUCAGUUUCUGCUGCAUUGUUAAAAUGAUCCCUCACUUUCUCUCUUUAGAUCUCCGAAUGACUUCACUUGAGUCAUGUGAUGUGUGAGCGGCAUUUAGUUUCCUCAUAUAGUGCUGUAGAUCAGUACAGUGUUAAAAGAGAGCUGAUCGUUCAUGUGACCGCUCUUAUCUGGAGUCUUAUAAACAUUUUAGAAUCAGAAGUUUCACACUGCAGCUUUAAGUGGACCUCAUUUAUUAUUCAUAUUAUAUCAAAUUGGUUUAGUCUCUUUAUUUAAAGGAAAAUUCACCUAUAAAUGAAAAUUCUGUUUAAUGCAUAAACAAUAACAAGAGUUUUUAUUUUUGGGUGAAAUGUUUCAGUUUUUACUUAUCAUUGCAGUGAGGUUGACCUCAACUAGCAAACAAAAGGAACCAUUGUACAAAUACUUAUUGUAAAUUAUUCUCCCGUUUCAAUGCAAUAGUACCUUUUCACACAGUAUAUUUUUAUGAAUAUGUCCUGUAAAUCAAGUUAUUAUUGUAUAGUUUAGGAUCAAAAGUUUUAUAGCAAAAUGUCUUGUUAAUGACAUUAAUUAUCAUAAUAUGAGUUCUGUAUUGUUACUACAGUAAUACUAUAUAGUGUUUUUCACCUAAAUAUUUGUUUAUUGAGGUUUUUGUCAUAGAUUAGUGAAAGACUUAAAAAAAAAAAAAAAAGAGAGAGAGAGAAAGAAAACUGGGCAACAUAUUUUAAAUGUGAUUGUGGAGCUAUAGAACUGGCCUAUUGGGGAAAAUCUCACAGACACAUCUGUCAGGGUUGUAUUUCACACUAAAAUAGGAUCAGUAAAGACAUAGUUCAGCCAAAUAUGAAAAUUUGCUGAAAAUGUAUCACCCUCAAGUACUUUCAUGUAGAUGAGUUUGUUUCUUAAUCUGAACGGAUACGAAUUCUCUGCAAUGAAUGGGUGCCGUCAAUAUGAGAGUCCA